Micromonas pusilla CCMP1545 is the source of this 2883-nucleotide messenger RNA. RefSeq names its product hep hag like protein. The coding region runs from base 1 to 2883 and encodes 960 amino acids. NCBI's taxonomy places the organism in Eukaryota, Viridiplantae, Chlorophyta, Mamiellophyceae, Mamiellales, Mamiellaceae. The transcript has 2 exons. Gene Ontology annotation, cellular component: outer membrane. The record is from RefSeq and is a predicted model, not a curated record.
AUGUCGACGCCUCGCGCGUCCGCGGCGACGCGGACGCGGACGACGCGCGCGUCGUCGUCGUCGUCGUCGACGACGUCGACGACGGCGACGGCGACGACGACGACGAAAAGGACGCUCCUCCUCCUCGUCGUCGUCCUCCUCGCGGCGAGCGCGACGACGCCCGCGCACGCGCGCCUCCCCCCGUCGCCGUGCUUCCACGCCCUCGACGAGCUCUCGAGCGCGGUGUACGCGCUCGAGGCGAGCGCCGCGCGCGCCGACGCGUCCGUCGCCGCACAGGGCGCGCGCGUAGGCGGCGUCGACGGCGGGUUCUACGGCGGCGCGUUCCAGGGCUGGGGCGCGCCCGGCCUCGAGUAUGAUGACUUCGACGACGACGCGAGCGGCGGGAACGCGACCGACGCGGGCGUCGUCGUCGCCCAGGGCGCGCGCGGCACCUACGCGGGCGUCCGCGCGACCGGCGAUCGCGCCGCCGCGCUCGGGGACGACACCGCCGCGCUCGGGGACUUGUCGUUCGUCGCCGGCGCGUCGUCGCUCGCGCUGGGGGUCGCGUCGCUCGCGGUCGGGAAUCGCACGACCGCGACCGGCGACGCGUCCGUCGCGCUCGGGAAGGGCGGACGCGCGACCGCGGAGGCGUCGAGCGCGCUCGGGAUGUUCACCGAGGCGGGCGGGGUGGGGUCGGUCGCGGGCGGCGUGAACUCGAUCGCGUCGGGGGAGGCGGCGACCGCGUUCGGGACGAGCGCGGAAGCCUCCGGCGCGGGCUCGGUCAGAACAGCCCUCGGCGACCUCUCCGCAUCUUUCGGCGCCUACACCAUGGCGCAGGGCGCGUCCGCGACGGCGAUGGGCGCGGGCACGACCGCGUCCGGCGACGCGUCCACGUCCGUCGGCCUCCUCUCGCGCGCGUCCGGCGUCGCCUCGUUCAGCGCGGGCGACCGCACGCGCGCGUCCGGGGAAGCCUCCGCGGCGUUUGGCGUCGACGGCGAAUCCUCGGGGCGAGGAAGCGUCAGGCGCGUUCUAUCUCACACUGGUCCCCAUACGACCGCGUUCGCGUGGUGCACGCCGAUCCUUGAGGACUUUCUCUCCCGGCGUUCGUUUCGCUCCGCCCACCCCUCGCUUUCGCUUUCAAUACCCGACCUACGCGACGCCUUUCAACUCCCGACUGACGCCUUUGAACUCCACCCCGACGUCGUCGCUUUUAACGAUGGACCCUCGACCCUCAGCCUCGGUGUCCUCUCCAACGCGCGCGGGGAAGCGGCGUUCGCGCAGGGCCUCCGAUCGUCCGCGACCGGCGGCGGCGCCGCGGCGUCGGGCGUCGGCGCGAUCGCGUCCGGGCUCGGCGCGAUCGCGCAGGGCGUCGCCGCGGUGUCGACCGGUUUAUCUUCCAACGCGCUCGGGUUCGCGACCAUCGCGCAAGGGAUCGGCUCUUUCAGCGGCGGCUUCGGGUCGUUCUCCGCCGCGAACGCCGUCGGGUCCGUCGCGCUGGGCAUGUUCGAUCGCGCGGACGGCACCGGGUCCGUCGCGAUGGGGAUGCUGAGUCGCGCGUCGUCGAAUCGCGCGGUCGCGAUCGGGGACCGCGCGUGCGCGGGCGCCGAGUGCGACGCGCCGGCGGCGCGCGAAAACGACUCGGCGACGAACGACGUCGCCGCCUCCGUGGCGAUCGGCGGCCGCGUCGUGGCGAACGGCGCGGGCGCGAUGGCGUUCGGGUACCGCUCCGUCGCGAGAGGCUCGCACGCGCUCGCGGCGGGGCUCUACGCCGUCGCGGACGGCCCCUCCGCGGUCGCGCUCGGGAACCGAACGCUCGCGGACGGCACGGCGUCGUUCGCGAGCGGGGAGAAGGCUGUCGCGUCCGGCGCGCGCGCGAUUGCGAUGGGUCUCGAGACCGUCGCGAGCGCCGCCGGCGGCGUCGCGAUCGGCGCGCGCUCCGUCGCCGCGGGCGAGGGCGCGAUCGCGAUCGGCGGCGGCGACGCGCGCGCGAUGCGCGAAGGGUCGAUCGCGCUCGGGGCGGGCGCGACGUCGGACGCGAAAAAUGCCGUCGCGAUGCCCGGCGCGACGGCGACGGAGGACGACUCCCUCGCCGUCCUCGGCGUCGUCUUCGCCGCGGACUUUCGAGUCUCCGGCGGCGGAGGCGCCGGCGUGGUCGCGCUGCUCGCCGCGGUCGAGAGCCUGCGGAAUAAGACGGACGCGCUCGAGCUGAGAGUCGCCGCGCUCGAGGCGGCGGCGGCGGCGGCGGCGGCAAACGGCGACGGCGACGGCGACGACGACGACGAAGGCGGCGACCCCCCGCCCGCGAACGUCGUCGAGGUGACCUACGGCCUGUCCGGGUACACCGAGGAGACGUUCGGGGAGACAGAGCGCGCCUCCUUCCGCGGCGCGGUCGCGGCGUUACUCGGCGUCGACGAAGACGCCGUGCGCAUCGUCGCCGUGACGAACCGGGACGCGACGCGACGACGACUGCUGCAGGACGACGCGGACGGCGGCGGCGGCGGCGUCGACGUUCAGUUCGAGGUGGACGUCCCGGACGCGUCCGCCGCGGAGACCGUCGCGGAGCAGGCGAACUACUUCGCCGCCGACGACGCGGGCGCGACGACGCUCGUCACGAGUUUACGAGAGAAAGGGCUCUCGAGCGUGAGCGAAGUGCGACUCGCCGCGAGCGCGGUCGUCGUCGUCGCGCCGCCGCCGCCGACGACGACGCCGUCGGCGCCGAGCCCGUCCGGCGCGCCGCCGCUGGACGACGACGACGACGACGACGGCGCCGCGGACGCGCCGGCGUCGUCGCCCGCGGACGGCGCGCGCUUCGCCGUGGACGCGCCGGCGUCGUCGCCCGCGGACGAGGACGCGGCGGCGACUGCGGAGGACGACGCGGCGUACGACGCGCCGCCAGACUAUUAA